Salmo salar (Atlantic salmon) is the source of this 2252-nucleotide messenger RNA. Lineage: Eukaryota; Metazoa; Chordata; Actinopteri; Salmoniformes; Salmonidae. The record is from RefSeq and is a predicted model, not a curated record.
UGCAACGAAAAGUCACAUCUGACAAAAGCUGUAUCCCGUGUAGUCAAAACCGGUCAAAGGGGCGGUCCUGACAAUUCACAAAGUUCCCAUCUUGCCAUAAAUUGAUACAACUAUACACAUGCUUCUAGUCUCGUGUCCAAUUCCCAGACAGAGAACGUUAUCCAAAACCAUGGCCUGCUCAGAACUGGCACUGUUGAGUGUGUCCGACAAGUCUGGACUUCUGGACUUUGCCAAAAGGCUGGUGAACGUGGGACUGUCACUCGUCGCAUCAGGUGGCACCGCCAAAACCCUGCGCGAUGCAGGACUGGCUGUUCGGGAUGUGUCUGAGCUGACUGGCCAUCCAGAGAUGCUGGGUGGGAGGGUGAAGACCCUGCACCCUGCUGUGCACGGGGGCAUCCUGGCCCGGCACACUCCUUCGGACAAGGCUGACAUGGAGAAACUGGGCUACAGUCUGGUCAGGGUGGUGGUGUGUAACCUUUACCCGUUUGUGAAGACGAUCUCCAACACUAAUGUGACCGUGGAAGACGCAGUGGAACAGAUUGAUAUUGGUGGGGUUACCCUGCUCCGAGCAGCGGCCAAGAACCACGCCCGCGUAACCAUUGUGUGUGACCCUGCCGACUACAAGCUGGUCGCUGUGGAGAUGGAGGGUUCCGAGGGCAAAGACACCACCCUGGACACCCGCAAGACCCUGGCCCUGAAGGCCUUUACUCACACAGCUCAGUAUGAUGAGGCCAUCUCGGACUACUUCCGGGGCCAGUACAGCCGUGGGGUAUCCCAGCUGCCCCUGCGCUACGGCAUGAACCCCCACCAAGCCCCCGCCCAGCUCUACACCCUGCGCCCCACUCUGCCUCUGUCAGUGGUAAAUGGUUCUCCUGGGUUCAUUAACCUUUGUGAUGCCCUGAAUGCCUGGCAGCUAGUCCGAGAGCUGAAGAGUGCCCUGGGCAUGCCCGCUGCCACCUCCUUCAAACACGUCAGCCCUGCAGGGGCUGCGGUGGGUGUUCCUCUGAGUGAUGAGGAGGCCAAGGUGUGUAUGGUGAAUGACAUGCUGAAGGACCUGACCCCACUGGCCACAGCCUACGCCCGGGCUAGAGGGUCAGACAGGAUGUCCUCCUUCGGUGACUUCAUCGCUCUGUCUGACGUUUGUGAUGUCCCCACUGCCAAGAUCAUAUCCAGAGAGGUCUCUGAUGGCAUCAUUGCCCCGGGUUAUGAAGAGGAGGCCCUCAGGAUUCUGUCCAAGAAGAAGAAUGGAAACUACUGUGUUGUCCAGAUGGACCCAGCCUAUGAACCAGACGAGCCAGAGGUCAGAGUUCUCUUUGGCCUCCACCUCAAACAGAAGAGGAAUGGUGCUGUCAUUGACAAGGAGCUCUUCUGCAACGUCGUCUCCAAGGGCGCGCUGUCGGUGGAGGCUCUGCGUGACCUGAUCGUGGCCAGCAUUGCAGUGAAGUACACCCAGUCCAACUCUGUCUGCUACGCCAAGGAUGGACAGGUGAUUGGGAUCGGUGCGGGUCAGCAGUCUCGUAUCCACUGCACGCGGCUGGCAGGGGACAAGGCUGAUAACUGGUGGCUGAGGCACCACCCGCGGGUGUUGGGCAUGAGGUUCAGGAGUGGAGUGAAGCGGGCAGAGAUGGCCAAUGCCAUCGAUCAGUACGUCAGCGGCACCAUUGGAGAGGGUCCUGACCUGGCAGUAUGGAAGGCCAUGUAUGAGGAGGUCCCAGAGCCUCUGGAUGAGACUGAGAAGAACAGCUGGCUGAGCUCUCUGCAGGCUGUAGCGCUCAGCUCUGACGCCUUCUUCCCCUUCAGAGACAACGUGGACCGCGCCAAACGGAGUGGUGUGGAGUACAUUGCUGCCCCGGCCGGGUCCACAGCUGACGAGGUGGUGAUCAAUGCCUGUAAUGAGCAGGGCAUCACCCUGGUGCACACCAACCUGAGACUCUUCCACCACUGAAUACCUGGAGUGGCUGUCAUACAACACAACCUGACACGCCACACACCGUUAUGGCCCUGAGUAACUUAGAAGUAGCUAUGUGUGUCUACGUGUUGGAGGUCCAUUAACUGCUCUAGAAGAGUGAUCAACAAAGGUACUAACAGUGUUUUUUCUUUUUACACUGAUUCCUGUCCUACGGUUAUCAUGCACAAACAGCAUGAGUCAUGCUGAGGAUCAUUCGGAUUCCGUUACAUUCCAAUCAUAGUUGUAUCUCCGUUACUGUCUGGAAGGUCAAGUUUCACCAUGAAAUAAACUGUUUCUUGAGAAA